AUGCAUCUACUUUUCCUUUUGCUCAAUGCCAUUUUCAGCAGGGUUUGUGCUCAGCUCUACACCCCGACUAGCACCAACGAUGACGGCGACGUUACCCAGCCAGGGCCAUGUCCCGGAUUCUUACCAUCCUUUCCUGACUUCGAAUUCCCCCAUCUGAUGAUUCCAAUCUCCUCUAGCAACCCUGGCACUGCCUUUCCCAACACCGACACCCCAUACAUCACCGCUGCCGACAUCGAAAUGAUCUUCAACUUUGACAUCCCCAUGUCUCGCAAGGGGCAGACGUGCAAUGUGGAAUUCCUCUUGCCGAACAAGACCGAAUUGAGCACAUCUUCGUUUGAACUGGCCGGCAUCAAUGGGACAUACGUUUUCUCCCUGUCCAUGCUUGGUGUAGGGGCAGUGGAGGGGAAUACUACGUACAACAAUCAGCCCCUUCAAGCCAACCCGCAUGGGCUACCAAAGACCAUACACAUGCAGCCGGGACAUGCAUAUGAGAUUGGCAGCACUAUUUGCGUUCCGGGCAGGAUUAGCAUGACGAUGAGCAGCCCUGACAGCAGUUUGACAUGGUUUCAAGACUGGAAUCAAUGUGCUAUUGGGCUGUUCAUCACCUAUUCACUAUGA
Cladophialophora psammophila CBS 110553 is the source of this 618-nucleotide messenger RNA. RefSeq lists its product as uncharacterized. Bases 1 to 618 code for a protein of 205 amino acids. The transcript has a single exon. Lineage: Eukaryota; Fungi; Ascomycota; Eurotiomycetes; Chaetothyriales; Herpotrichiellaceae. The record is from RefSeq and is a predicted model, not a curated record.